AUGAAUCCAGAUUAUGUAAUCCAAGCAUUUGAUUCACUUCAAAAUCAACUUUUUAUACAAGUCUUGAAUGCCUUCAUCAUUCCUCAUUUACAAAAAGUUCAAGGUUACAUGGAACGUAAAAUUUGCGCAGUGGGGAUGACACGUCUUAUAACACAAACACCAACUGAAAUUGAGAAUUACAAUGAAGACAAUUACUUUUUGACAAUUGAUUUUGAAGAAGAUAUGCAAUUCCAAACCUCGUAUUCCAAAUUAGCAACUACCAAUAAACCAAAGGAUGAUCCUACAGAAUCAAUCAAAGAUCCAAAAAUCUUUUUAGCUCAAUCCAUUAAAAAUUUGAAUGAUUUACAUCCUGAAAUGAUAUCUGAAACUAUACAAAAAAGAAUACCACCUGACUAA
This is a messenger RNA of Entrophospora sp. SA101, 396 nucleotides long. The record is from the annotation of a GenBank genome assembly. Lineage: Eukaryota; Fungi; Glomeromycota; Glomeromycetes; Entrophosporales; Entrophosporaceae.